Salvia splendens (bonfire salvia) is the source of this 1154-nucleotide messenger RNA. RefSeq names its product vesicle transport v-SNARE 13-like. Gene Ontology annotation, cellular component: late endosome membrane; endoplasmic reticulum membrane; ER to Golgi transport vesicle membrane. The coding region runs from base 381 to 1049 and encodes 222 amino acids. Gene Ontology annotation, molecular function: SNARE binding; SNAP receptor activity. Lineage: Eukaryota; Viridiplantae; Streptophyta; Magnoliopsida; Lamiales; Lamiaceae. The transcript has 6 exons. The record is from RefSeq and is a predicted model, not a curated record. Gene Ontology annotation, biological process: intracellular protein transport; vesicle fusion; vesicle-mediated transport.
CAUACGUCCGCACGGACGUUGGGACGGAACUCCGCGGAACGCCGCGGAACUGCGGUGUCCACAGCGUUCGUAUCCAUGCCUACCUUGCAUAAUGGCGGAUGUCCCCCGCGGACGUCCGGCACGCAGGUCUGACUAACACGCGGACGUCCGCCAUUGCAGAUACUCUUAGAUUCAGUUGAGCUUCAAUCUCCAUUAUCGUUUUAAACAAUUUCACCGCAUUCCGGAGUGCUUUCUCCGAUCAUUGCCUGUUAAUUCCCAGCGUCGAUCCGAGCAAUUGAAGGUAAAAAUUGUAUCGGUUUAUCAAAAUUCAAGCGCUCCUCAUUUCACAAUUCACAUUCUCGAAUUUCAUUGAAUUCCGGAGAUUGUUGAGGGGUUAAAGGAUGAGUCAAGUAUUUGAAGGUUAUGAGCGGCAAUACUGUGAGAUAUCUGCUAAUCUUUCGAAAAAGGUUACUUCAGCUACUGUUCUCGAUGGAGAACAAAAGAAACAGAAGGUAUCCGAAGUUGCAGGAGGAUUAGAAGAUGCCGAGGCACUGAUACGUAAAAUGGAUCUAGAAGCCAGGAGCUUGCCGCCAGGUGUGAAAGCUACACUUCUUGUCAAGUUGAGAGAGUACAAAACAGACUUGAACAAUUUGAAAUCAGAAGUGAAGAGGAUCGCAUCGGGUAAUGCCAACCAAGCAGCUCGGGAUGACUUGAUGGAAUCGAGUAUGGCGACGGCAUCAGCAGAUCAACGAGCAAGGCUGCUGAUGUCAACUGAAAAAUUAGGUAAGUCGAGCGACAGGAUCAGGGAAGGUCGGAAAACAAUGCUUGAAACUGAAGAGCUUGGAGUCUCGAUUCUUCAUGAUCUCCACCAGCAACGGCAAUCCCUCCUGCAUGCACAUAACAACCUUCAUGCGGUGGAUGAUAACAUUGGCCGGAGCAAAAAAAUUCUGACCAACAUGUCGAGAAGGAUGAGCAGGAACAAAUGGAUCAUCGGCACUAUCAUCGCACUCUUGGUAAUCGUCAUAGUCGUUAUUCUCUACUUCAAGCUGACCCGCCGCUCGUCUUCAUAACUGGAAUUGAUUCCGUUGUUUUGGAUACAAUCUCUAUGCCACAUGAUUUGCAUUUGUCAUCCUUGAGUUUGAUUCUCAAAUAAAUCGAUACGACUCAUUUUGCAA